AUGGCAGAGAACGUGAUGGAGAUGGAAGUAGUGGAAACAACAGAUGUGGAAAGGAACCUGAAAGAGCGAAAGGUGUCAUGGGCAAAGCUGCGCCGUUUAGACUCUCUCAAUUUGGAGGCUGGAAGGGUUUCCACUUCCCAAGGCCAUAUAUCCAAGGUAAAUUGGAAGACAGCCUUGGCAUUAGCAUUUCAGAGCCUAGGGGUAGUAUAUGGGGACAUCGGAACGUCUCCACUCUAUGUAUAUUCCAGCACUUUCACUCAUGAGAUUGGCAACAAAGAUGACGUUCUUGGGGUGCUGUCUCUUAUCAUUUACACCAUAGCACUCCUACCCAUGCUGAAGUAUGUUUUCAUUGUUCUUCGGGCCAACGACAAUGGCGACGGUGGUACGUUUGCGCUGUAUUCCUUGAUGUGCAGGUAUGCAAGGGUAAGCUUGAUUCCAAAUCAUCAGCCGGAGGAUAGGGAGCUGUCCAAUUACAGCCUUGAAACGCCUUCCAGCCAGUUGAAACGGGCUCAAAAAAUUAAAGGGAUGCUCGAGAAUAGUAAAACUGCCCAGCUUGUGCUCUUCAUCGUCACCAUCAUGGGAACUUCCAUGGUAAUCGGAGACGGGGUGCUUACUCCUUCCAUUUCUGUCCUUUCUGCGGUUAGCGGGAUCAAGUCUCUUGGCCAAGAUGCUGUGGUGGGAGUUUCGGUAGCAAUCUUGAUAGUCGUCUUCUCUAUUCAGCGAUUUGGCACUGAUAAAGUGGGCUCCUCAUUUGCACCCAUCAUCUUAUUGUGGUUUGCCCUGAUCGGUGGCAUUGGUGUUUACAACCUGUUCAGAUUUAACAUUGGUGUAUUACGUGCUUUCAAUCCAAUGUAUAUUAUAGGAUACUUUAAACGAAAUGGUAAGGAAGGAUGGAUUUCUCUUGGUGGAAUUAUUCUGUGCAUUACAGGUACUGAGGCCAUGUUUGCCGAUCUGGGCCACUUCAGCGUCCGUGCAAUUCAAAUGAGUUUCACUUGCAUUACAUUUCCUGCAAUAUUGGCUUCGUACAUUGGGCAAGCAGCAUACCUCACCAAAUUCCCCAACAAUGUGUCAGAUACUUUCUACGACUCUGUACCAGACCCAAUAUACUGGCCAACCUUCGUUAUAGCUGUAGCCGCAACCAUUAUAGCGAGCCAAGCUAUGAUAUCUGGGGCAUUUUCGAUUAUCUCUCAGUCGCUGAGUCUAGGUUGUUUCCCAAGGGUUAAGGUUGUUCAUACCUCUGCUAAGUACGAGGGUCAGGUUUACAUUCCUGAGAUCAACUACAUGCUUAUGAUAGCUUGUGUUCUUGUCACCGUGACCUUCAAGAGCACACAGAAUAUCGGCCACGCUUAUGGAAUUGCGGUGGUAAGCGUAAUGGUGAUCACAACAUGUAUGGUUGCUCUAGUAAUGCUAGUUAUAUGGAAGACAAGCAUAUGGUGGAUUGCUCUCUUCUUUGUGGUGUUUGCUUCCAUUGAAAUUGUGUAUCUAUCAUCUGUCCUAUACAAAUUCACACAAGGUGGCUUCCUCCCAUUGGUCUUCGCUUUGUUUCUGAUGACAAUCAUGGGGAUUUGGCAUUAUGUACACAGGAAAAGAUACAUGUUUGAGCUCAGCAACAAGGUUUCUAGUGAUUACAUACAAGGAUUGGCCAAUAACCCAAACAUAAACAGAGUGCCAGGAGUUGGGCUUCUCUACUCUGAGCUUGUACAGGGAAUUCCUCCAAUAUUUCCUCAUUUUAUCUCAAACAUACCAUCCAUCCAUUCUGUGCUGGUAUUCGUCUCUUUUAAGCCCAUCAUGAUCAGCAAAGUUGCACCAGAAGAGUGGUUUCUGUUCCGACAUGUUGAGCCCAGAGACUAUAGGAUGUUCCGCUGUAUUGUCAGAUAUGGUUAUAACGAUGUUAUAAAGGAAGCCAAGGAGUUCGAGAACCAGCUACUGGAACAGUUGAAGGAAUUCAUCCGCCAUGAACACUUCAUUCUUGAAGCAGACAAUACUGCAGAACAAGCAGUUGAGCCAGUAAACAUCCAGCAUCCCAGUAUAUUAGUGAGAGGAAGAAAAUCAAGCACAUCAACAAUUCACAUUGAGGAAUCACUAUCCCAACAACGUAGCUCAUCACGGGUUCCAUCAGGUUCCAUCCGCUCAUUCAAUGCGGCUAGCUCAACAAAUUCCUCGAACCAAAUUGUCUCUUGUCCGAUCCAGGGGAUUGAAGAGGAGCUGCAGUUUGUGCAGAAUGCCAAGGAAAAUGGUGUGGUUUAUCUCCUGGGAGAAGCAGAAGUGGUGGCAGAGCAGAAAUCAUCCUUGUUUAAGAAGAUUCUUGUCAACUUUGUGUAUAACUUCUUGAGGAAAAACUUUAGACAAGGGGAGACAGUAAUGGCAAUUCCACAUGCGAGGCUUGUCAGGGUUGGAAUGACAUAUGAGGUAUAA
This is a messenger RNA of Juglans microcarpa x Juglans regia, 2415 nucleotides long. Its product is annotated as potassium transporter 5-like. The record is from RefSeq and is a predicted model, not a curated record. The coding region runs from base 1 to 2415 and encodes 804 amino acids. NCBI's taxonomy places the organism in Eukaryota, Viridiplantae, Streptophyta, Magnoliopsida, Fagales, Juglandaceae. Gene Ontology annotation, molecular function: potassium ion transmembrane transporter activity. Gene Ontology annotation, cellular component: membrane. The transcript has 9 exons. Gene Ontology annotation, biological process: potassium ion transmembrane transport.